AUAAGUGCAGUUUACAACUAUAAAGAAUAUUUUACGUUACUUAUUUGUCAUUAUAUUAUAUCUUUAAGUUUCACAUUGUAUGUUAUUUUGACUAUAGCGGGAAAUAUCACGUCUGACAGGUUUGAGAAGAAACAUUUAGUAUACAAAAUGUCAUCUAAAAAGGAUAAUAAUGCAGAUGAAGAUACAAGUAACAUAGUCAAAAUUUUAAUAGCAACCGAUAUCCAUCUAGGUUUUGAAUAUAACAAAAAGAGAGGACAAGAAUCAGAUGAUAGUUUUACAACAUUUGAAGAAAUACUUCAGUAUGGUAAAGAAUAUGAGGUAGACUUCAUACUUCUUGGUGGAGAUUUAUUUCAUGAUACCAAACCAUCGCAAACUACAAUAUUAAAAUGUAUGGAAUUAUUAAGAAAGUAUUGUUUAGGAUCCAGGGAGAUUAAAAUUCAAUUCUUAAGUGAUCCAGAAGUUGUAUUCAAUCAUUGUACUUAUAAAACUGUAAACUAUGAAGAUCCAAAUUUAAAUGUCGAUAUGCCAGUAUUUUCUAUUCAUGGAAAUCAUGAUGACCCAAGCUUUGGAACUGUUGGAUCAAUGGAUUUAUUAUCAGUGUCUGGUUUAAUAAAUUAUUUUGGAAAAUGGACAGAUCUUACUCAAAUAACCAUUCCUCCUUUAAUUCUGAAAAAGGGUGAAACCCACAUUGCACUUUAUGGUUUAAGUUACAUAAAUGAUCAAAGAUUAUCUCGAUUGUUUAGAGAUUUCAAAGUGGACAUGUUACGUCCAACAGAAAUAUCAGAUUGUUUCAAUAUAUUUGUUUUACAUCAGAAUCGGUCACCAUAUAGUGAAUAUGGAUAUAUCCCACAACAUAAACUACCAAGUUUUCUUAAUUUUAUUAUAUGGGGCCAUGAACAUGAAUGUCGUAUUACUCCAGAAUUUAUUCCAGAAGCUGAGUAUUUUAUUUCACAACCAGGAAGUUCUAUUGCCACCUCCUUAUGUGAAAGUGAAGCAAAACCCAAAUAUAUUGGUAUUUUAAGUGUAAAUAAGUCAAAAUUUAAAAUUACAAAGUUAAAAUUACAGACUGUUAGGCCAUUUGUUUUUAACAACCUAGUUAUUCAAGAUGAGGAAAUACCAAAAAAUUAUACUGAACAACUUUCUGAAUCUGUAUAUAAUUUUGUUGAUAAUUAUAUACAAAAUGUAAUUAUGCCUCAAGCUGCCACACUAUUAUCUGGCCACCCUAAACAACCUAUUUUGCCUCUGAUACGUUUAAGAAUAUUUUAUAGCUGUGAUGAAGAAAUGUUUGAUGAAAUGAAAUUAGCACAAAAGUAUUGUGAUGAGAUUGCUAAUCCCAUGGACAUGAUUAUAUUUCGUAAACAAAAAAUUCUCAACAAACAGUCAAAGUCAAACAAUCCAAACUUUAGUGAUGAUCUUCAAAAUAUGGCACAAAUUCUUUGUUAUGACGAUGAUGACAGGAAUUGGAACAAAACUGUACAAGGAGGAGUAAAAAAGUACUUCAGUUUAAAGGAAAAUAAGGAUAAAUUAACAGUAUUAACUGUUAAUGGUCUAAAUGAAGCAUUAAAUCGAUUUGUAGACAGAGGUGACACAGAUGCUUUUAAGGAUAUUGUAAAUCAUCAAAUGAAGAAAACUAUUGCACAUUUGGAAACUUGUGAUAUUGAUACUACUGAAUCUAUUUGCAAUGCAAUUAGAAAUUUUAGAGAUAUAAGAAUGGAAGAUGAGCAAGAAGAUAUAAUGAUGCUACAAACAUCGUCUAACAGUACAAAAAAUAGAGGAGAGGAAAGUUUUCAGAGUGACAUGGAUGAAAAUGAAGAUGAAGAAAGAAAUAUGUCUAGACCUAAAAGAGGUAGAGGAACAGGUCAAGGUUCGCGAGGAACUGGCCGUGGAAGAGCUAAACUAAAAACAAAAAUUUCUCCUGGCCCAAGUACACCAGCUCUAACUAAAGUUCUGCAUGUAAAGAAGUCAAGAAAGAAACAAGAUCAAAAUUAUAUGGGAUCAUCGUAUAAAACUAAACAAAGCGGAGCUAAUGAUAUCAUUCUGGAGGAUUCUGAUUAA
Eufriesea mexicana is the source of this 2055-nucleotide messenger RNA. RefSeq names its product double strand break repair nuclease mre11 (gene mre11). Gene Ontology annotation, molecular function: single-stranded DNA endonuclease activity; manganese ion binding; 3'-5'-DNA exonuclease activity. The record is from RefSeq and is a predicted model, not a curated record. Gene Ontology annotation, biological process: mitotic intra-S DNA damage checkpoint signaling; mitochondrial double-strand break repair via homologous recombination; double-strand break repair via homologous recombination. Lineage: Eukaryota; Metazoa; Arthropoda; Insecta; Hymenoptera; Apidae. Bases 148 to 2055 code for a protein of 635 amino acids. The transcript has 10 exons. Gene Ontology annotation, cellular component: nucleus; site of double-strand break; Mre11 complex.